Messenger RNA from Acytostelium subglobosum LB1, 1041 nucleotides. RefSeq lists its product as hypothetical. The record is from RefSeq and is a predicted model, not a curated record. Bases 1 to 1041 code for a protein of 346 amino acids. The transcript has a single exon. Lineage: Eukaryota; Evosea; Eumycetozoa; Acytosteliales; Acytosteliaceae.
AUGUCAACACAGGAAGAGAUUGAAGCCCGUGAGGCACAACGUUUGAGCCGUGCUCUGUCUGGAAGAACUGCAGAGAAUAGAAUGAAGACUGCUGGCAAUCAGCCAGGCUCAAGAAUGUCAUGGGCACCAGUCCAGACAAAGGUUGCCCCAACCACACCAGUCAACUUCACUGGAGUCAAAGACAACUCACAGGGUGGCGUCGUCACCGACUCACCAUACGCCAACGUCGCCAACAUCUCCUACUCAGAGGAGAAGCUUCGUCAGGAGCAAGCCCGUCUCAAGAAGUGGGGCCUUGAAAUCGAUCAACAGCAGCAACAGCAACAGCAGCAUGAGACAGUGGAUUCGAGCGAGACUACCCCAUCGUUGGAGUCGUCGACACCAGUUGAGGAGCAGAUCCGCGUCGAGGAGCGUCGUCUGUCAAAGAUGGGACUGAGCUCAAGCAACUUGAUUGAGGACUACGUGUCACCAGCACCAAAGCCCGCUGUUGUCGACUCCCCUGUCGACAACACCUCGAUCGUCACCAACAUUGAUGGCGUCACCAACGAGGAGAAAGUGCGUCAGGAGCAGAAGAGAUUGGAGCGCUGGGGCCUCAAGAUUGGCGGAACUACCACCACUCCAACGACCACCACCGCCCCAGUGGUCGCUGCACCAGCACACACUCCAGCACCAGCCACCAGCUCGCCAUUCGUUGGCUCGGACGCCAAGUCCGUCGCCACACAAUACGGCCUAGACCUCAAGACCGUCGUUCUGCCAUUCUUGGACCGCAUCGUUGCCGCUGCCAAGGCAGUCAAGUUGGUGCUCCACAAGAAGUCGACCAACUACGACGUUGCCAACGCCGUCCUCCUCGACCUGGUCCAGGAGUCGACCUCCUUCGCGCUCAACCUCACUGGCGACCUGCCAAUCUCACAUGACAUCUCACAGGCCGUCGGCAAGCUUGCAGGCCUUGUCAACGAGUCCAUCAAGGGUGAGCCCAGCAUCAAGCUCUACGAGGACAUCCAGACCACACUCGGUCUCCUCUAUCUUGGAGUCACUGCCAACUAA